UUGGAAGGCAUCCUCUUCGUCUUCAUCACCAUGAAUGUUCUUGAAGUUUGCAGGGUGCCACCGCCACCAGAAGCGGCACCUUCCGCCGCCGCAUCGGAAACUUCUCUACCACUCACCUUCUUCGAUUUAGUGUGGCUGAGAUUACGGCCCGUUGAGCGUCUUUUCUUCUACGAACUCCCCAACCCACCUUCCUUCUUCUUCCAUUCCGUUCUCCCAAAACUCAAGUACUCCCUUUCUCUUACUCUCCAUCACUUCUUUCCUCUCUCCGGCAACAUCAAAUGGCCGCGUCACUGCCGGAAGCCCUUCAUCCAUUAUAUCUCCGGCGACGGCGUCUCACUCACCGUUGCAGAAUCGAACGCAGAUUUCAACAUUCUCUCAAGUUCUGAUUUCUCUGAUGCCGAAGAAAGUCGCCUGCUGGUACCCGACUUGAUCGUUUCCGAUGAUGAAGCUUCUAUCGUGGCCCUGCAAAUCACACUGUUCCCAAACGCUGGCUUCUCUAUUGGAAUAACCACGCACCACGCAGCCAUGGAUGGAAAAUCUUCAACUUUGUUUAUGAAAUCAUGGGCUUAUAUCUGCUCUAAACUAGAUGAAUCCUCAUCAGAUUCGUCGCUUCCCGGGAAUCUAAUGCCAUUCUUUGACAGGUCUGUGAUGAAAGACUCCUCUGGGGUUGCAGAGAUAUUUUCAAAUCAUUGGUCAAAACAAGGUGAACCAAAUAACAGAAGCUUAAAGUGGUGGGAUAUUAAGAGCACAAAUCAAGGGAAGCCAAUUAGGGGAACAUUUGAAUUGGUUCCAUCAAACAUUCAAAAGCUUAAGCAGAUUGCAGAGUCUAAGCUGAACAAGAAGGUUCAUCUAUCAACCUUUUCAGUAACAUGUGCCUAUAUGUUAAACUGCUUGGUCAAAGCAGAGCAAACAAAACAAGAUAAGUUUCUGUUCAUAUUUGCUGUGGAUUGUAGAUCUCGUUUGGAUCCUCCAAUUCCACCCACAUAUUUUGGAAGCUGUGUUGGGGGUGCUAAAGCUGUGGCUGAAACAAACACCUUGCUUGGGAAUGAUGGGUUCAUCGCUGCUCUUGAGGCCAUAAGCGAUGCUUUGAAGAGAUUUGAAGAUGGAGGAUUAAGUGGAGCAGAAAAAUGGAUGGCUGAGAUACAAAGUCUUGGGAAAACUCAUAGAUUUUUUUCAACUGCAGGGUCACCACGGUUUGAGGUUUACGGUAUUGAUUUUGGUUGGGGAAGGCCCAAGAAGGUGGAGAUAGUUUCCAUAGGCAAGACUGGAGCUUUCUCACUUUCAGAAAGCAGGAACGGCAGUGGAGGGAUUGAGAUUGGAUUGGUGUUGAACAGACCAGAAAUGGAGGCUUUUACUGCUUUGUUUCACGAAGGUCUUGCUUCAGGUUCAUGAUCUUUCAGCAAUAUUGCUCUAAAUAAAAGAUACGGUGCAAAUAUGUUACUCAGGACAGUUGGGUAUCUAGAAAUUUUUUUGGGAGCUCAUUUGCUUGAAAAGUUUAAUACUAUAGCAAUAUUUUUUUUAAUAGUUAAAAGUAUUAGCAGUUAACAUCAUUAUUUUAACAGUUAAUAUAAAUUUUUUAAUAAUAUAAGAUAAUAUUAUUGCAAUUUUAAACUUAUAAGAUAAAUUUGUUCCAAAAGAAAAUUUCAAGUAUCCAAUAUUUCUAAAAACUUUUAGAACAAAUUUGUAUUUUACCUUUUAAAUAAAUUGAUAGAACCGAGUGAGAUUUGAUUGGUA
This is a messenger RNA of Neltuma alba, 1734 nucleotides long. RefSeq names its product phenolic glucoside malonyltransferase 1-like. NCBI's taxonomy places the organism in Eukaryota, Viridiplantae, Streptophyta, Magnoliopsida, Fabales, Fabaceae. The record is from RefSeq and is a predicted model, not a curated record. The transcript has a single exon. The coding region runs from base 31 to 1392 and encodes 453 amino acids.